AUGGUGACUGUCAGAGGCCGAGGCGGAGCGGCGCGCCCCCCGCGACGCCGGAGCCCGAGCCCGAACGCAGCGGCAUCCAAGCGGGAACCGGAGCGGGAGCGGAGCCAGAGCGGGAACCUGAGCUGGAGCCGAAGCUGGAGCCGGCAGUGCGGCGCACGGAGCGGAGCGAGGCAGCCAAGCCGAGUAAGGGGCGUGGGGCCGGGGGCGGCGCUGGGGAGGGGCGGGGAGGGGGGUCCCGGCCCCUUCCCCCGCGCUCUGCUGCGGCCCCGGCGCAAGCACACACCCGGGGUCGCUCAGCGCGGUCCGCGGCGGAUCCGCAGCGCGCUCCGAACAGGAACCCCGCUCUCCCGCGGACCCCGGCCCCGACCCCCGCGCCCCCGGGCGGGCCACCGGGACUCGCGCGGGCCGUGGCUGCCCCUGAGCAUGCCAUCGGGCCGCAGGGACAGAGAGGUCUCCCGGUUCUUGCCCGACUUGAGUCCCAAACAAACAUCCACCCCACGGAGGGAGCAUAAGACAGUCUUCACGACCCCGCGCCCUCGGUUUCGCGGACCCCUGAACAACCCACCCAAGAAGGGUAAACUAGGACGCACUUUUCGUCGGGGUAGGAGAGGAAAGGGGCUCUGGGCUUUGUGGAGUUUGAAGCUAGAACCCACCCCCGUCCCUCGAGCCGGGAAGUUUGACCCUCCGGCGGGCGGGCCACCAGGGCCAUGCCCCCGCUUCGAUGCCUACCACGCUGGCCUGUCUCAGCACCAUCGGUGGGAGAGGUGGUGUCCCCGCCGCACCUUCUCCAGCUCCGGGGCCGACUUUCCCUGGCGCGGUAAGCGGGACUCGAGGCUGAGUCCGAGGCGGCUGCUCUGGCUGGCUGCGCAGCGCCAAGCGGUACAGCCGCCUCUCCCUAAUCGCUCUCGGAAGUUGGGUAGUGCCCACCAGACCCACGGCAGACUCGCACGACCCUCCCCCUCUCCCCAUCGGCCCGGCGGUCCUGAGGCUGGCGCGCGGAGGACCCAGGGCUGCCCUCCUGAUCCCACGCGCCGUGCCAGCGGAGAUGGCCAGGCCCAGGCUGGGAAGGGGAGGGCACCAGUGACAGGUGUGAGCGGCGGGGGCUCCAGGAGCUUGGUCCUUGGUCUUGAUUCACACAGUCCAUGGGCACCUGCCCUGCGCAAGCCCCCCCUGACUCUCCUCAAACAUCCUGACUGCUCUACUGGAACAAGUGGCUUCACCUCCCUGUGCCUCAAUUGCCUCUGCUGACAAGCGACUGAGCCACGAGGCACCAGAAAUGAUAACCCUUGGAGAGGAAAUGAAGCCCGUGGCUGACUGAGAGGUUAGAAGUUCAGAGCUGGAAGGGCCCCAGGAAGAGAUCUGCCCAGUCUGUGCAGCUGGGGCUUCAGACCCAGAGCAGAACCAAUGAGGCCCAAGGCCUGGGAGAGGAUGCUGGAAUCCUUGGGGUGGCAUGGAGGGUGUAGGUAACCAGGAGCAUCGUUGGGAAGAAAACAAGUGUCCAGCUUGUGGACACCCGCGUUAGUCCUGCUCACCUGUGCCCCAGCUGUGAGAACGGGGGGAUGUGGGGGGUCUGUCCAUGCUGCCUGGUGGGGACCUAGUGAGACAGGCAGAAUGGGCUGCCUCCUGGGGGCUGUUUCUACACAACCCCCCCCCCCCCCCCCCCUCUUUCUCCUUUGCCCCCCCCCCCCCCCCCCCCCUUCACCCCCCAGGGAGUCACAUCCCAGCAUCUUCCAUAAUCCUCACCUCUUCUUCCCAAAGGAGUUAAUCAGAAACUAACUUAGGAGGUUUGUGUCACCUGGUUCACAGAGUGGAGUUAGGCCGGGCAGCAACGUGAUGGGGAUACGGGCACCUCCUUCAGUCUUGGGGAAUAAUCAGUUAGACACACUCAGAUGCCUGUUACCUGAAGCCUUUGCCCUGGAAGUGCUCACAGCACAGGGUAAGGGACAAGAAGGUGGCAGCCAGCUCUCAGCCUCCUGAAGAGAGAAACUGAAGCCAGGAGGGCUUCUGAGUCCCCCUGGCACAAAGUACAGUUGUGGCUGAGAGCACGGCUUCUUGGAGCUGGACUGCCUGGGUUUAUGGCUUGUGAUUCUGGGCAGGAGAUUGACCUUUCAGAGCCUCAAUUUCCUCUUGAAAAGGGGAACAAAUAGUCUACAUCUCCCACUAUAGUUGUGAGGACUGGAGAAACAAUAUACAGGAAAACACGUGGCAGGGACGCAUGGACCCCUGGCAAUGUCCUUGCUAUGUCUGCAUUGUGAACAUGCACUGAAUGCAUGCUCUUUCCCAAGCAUAAGUAUUUUCUCUCUGGAGUCUGAGGACAGCCCUCUGAUCUAAGUACUAUAAUUGCCCCUAUUUUAUAGAUGAGAACACUGAGGCUUAGAAAGGUUAAGGACUAACUUUGCUAAGUAUAGAAAACUUAAAACAUCACUAUGACUCAUCAUAAUUUUAUGAGUUUGUAAAAUUGAUAAUUAGCACAUUGCAUCUUAGACGAUAUGUAAUUAGUUAAUGGAAUGCUUCCUCAAUGGAGAUCUUCAAUCAUUGUAUCUUUAUGUGUUAAUUGCCCAUGGGCUAUAGAAUUUUUAGAGACAUCCUCAUUUUUUUUCUAUUCAAACAGUAUCAAACUGAUUUAAAAGAGCAGCUCCCGCCGCAUUUAUUCCCUCUCUCUCUUCUCUCCAUUUUUCUCCAUAGCGCUUAUCACCCCCAACAUUUAUAUAUCUUACUCAUUUGUUUAUUGCCUCCCCUCAUCAAUAUAAUGUAAACUCCCCAAAGGCAGGGACUUUUAACCAUUUUGCUCACUCUCAUAUCCCCAGGGACUAGAACAAUAACCAGCACUUCGUAUGCUUUGCAAAUUAUAAAGUGUUUUACAAACAUAAGGUCUAUUAUUGUUAUUAUUAUUGCCAAGUGUCUAGUUUGCCUGAAGAUAAACCUUAAGGUUCAUGGCAGAAACUGUUCUCUCGAAAAUCUGGCAAAUAGGACCUGCUCAAGCGCCAGGGAAAAUGUGAUGAAGGUUAAAAGCAGUGGAGAUUAUUUUCCUAACAUGUUAAUAAAGCUCCUUAUCAGUAAGUUCAAAGACAAGUUAACUUUUUUAAAUUUUGGCAAAAAAUGGAACGUUCAAAGGCAAUUACAUUAGCGUUUAAAACUUCCAAUGAGUUAACUAUCACUGAUUUAUUCAGUUAAUUAUUCUUUAUUUUGUUAGCAUAAAAGGUGUUUUCAAAUCUUCAUUUUAAUGAUUUUUCAGAUUAUAAAAGUAAUACAUGUUCAUUGAAGAAAAUUUGGAAAAUCAUUCUUAAAAAAUAAAAGAACAUAAAGAGCCUCCUCCAUCCCACCACUGCCCAGAGAGUUCGUGACCGUGGGUAUUUUAGUCUAUUUCCUUUUAAUCUUUUUCUAUGUGUGAAUAUUUUCUCUAGUUUUUUUUUUUUUCCCUUACAAAAUAAGGAUCAUAUUGUAGGCAGAGUUCUAGAACCUGCUUACCUGGUGGGGUUCCCCCCCCCGCUUAACAGUAUACUGAAAGUCUUUUCUGUUAUUAAAAUUUCUUUAAAAACAUGA
Messenger RNA from Aethalodelphis obliquidens (Pacific white-sided dolphin), 3543 nucleotides. Its product is annotated as serine/arginine repetitive matrix protein 1-like. The record is from RefSeq and is a predicted model, not a curated record. Lineage: Eukaryota; Metazoa; Chordata; Mammalia; Artiodactyla; Delphinidae. The transcript has 3 exons. Bases 1 to 1248 code for a protein of 415 amino acids.